This is a messenger RNA of Salvia hispanica, 1089 nucleotides long. Its product is annotated as transcription factor MYB1R1-like. The record is from RefSeq and is a predicted model, not a curated record. Gene Ontology annotation, molecular function: DNA binding. Gene Ontology annotation, biological process: response to gibberellin; response to ethylene. Lineage: Eukaryota; Viridiplantae; Streptophyta; Magnoliopsida; Lamiales; Lamiaceae.
UUUUCCCUUUCUCUUUUCGAAAUUCGUCGGAAAAUUCCGAUGUCGAUCCCCGGAGAUUCUCCGGCCACCGCCACGAGCGGCGUUAGCGAGAUCAUGCUGUUCGGUGUGAGAGUGAAGGUCGAUCCGAUGAGGAAGAGCGUGAGUAUGAAUAACCUCUCCGAAUACGAGCAGGUUAGUAACGCAAGCAAGCCGGAGAAGGCGAAGGAGCGCGGCGGAGCUGCCGGAUACGCCUCCGCGGAUGACGCAGCGCCUCAGGCGGCCGGAGGUAGCGGCGAUCGUAAGCGAGGAACUCCAUGGACAGAGGAAGAGCACAAGCGGUUCCUCGUUGGAUUGCAGAAGGUUGGGAAAGGAGAUUGGAGAGGAAUAUCUAAGAAUUAUGUGAAGACUCGUACACCGACUCAGGUUGCUAGUCACGCUCAGAAGUACUUCAUCCGCCGGAACAACCUCAAUUGCCGGCGCCGGCGCACCAGCCUCUUCGACAUCACCACUGACUCGGUUGCUGCAAUGCCAAUGAAAGAGGCCAGAAACCGGCAACAGAUCCCGGCUCAGCCCGUUGCACGGCCACCCUCUGUGCCUCGGCCAUUGACAGCCAAUGCCAAUCUAUUCUCAACCAUGAAUGGUCCUGUUCUAUUACCAAUGCAAGGUGAAAAUUUCUUAGCAAACAACUCACCAGCCAUGUUUGUUCAUCGUUGCUCUCUGCCUCUGACCUCAGCCAUGGCUGAGCUAAGCUUAAACCAGCAAGUUCCUCCCGGGCCAUCUCAAUUGUCACUGCGGUUGUCCCUGUCCACGGGUUCCUCGUUCCCGGUGACACCAAGCUACAAAAAGGGAGAUGGCAUUGUUAGUGUUGCAUGAGGAGGAAUAGUUUUGGAAGAGAAUAAGGACUAUGGAGGAAUAGGGCACAUCAUAGGUAUAAACAUUCUUAAGAUAAAUAGAGAAACAUUGAUUAAGACAUAGAUUGCUCAACACUAGCUUUGGACUAUUAAUCCUUCUAAGUUCUAUCUAUGCAUUGUACAGGCUGGAAAUAUAUUUUAUGUCUUGUACCUGCCCAUUUUGUGCUACUGAUAUUUACAGGAAGGUUUUUGCUUUGCU